Molecule: messenger RNA, 664 nt
Organism: Rhipicephalus sanguineus (brown dog tick)
Lineage: Eukaryota; Metazoa; Arthropoda; Arachnida; Ixodida; Ixodidae
Product: TNF receptor-associated factor 5-like
Exons: 3
Coding region: 110-664 (184 amino acids)
Source: RefSeq, a predicted model, not a curated record
GACGUUAUCUGCAGUCACGAGGUUCCUACAGCGAACGGUCGUGGCUCCCCCUGGGCUGCCCUUGUGCGAGUUCAUCGAAAGCAGUGUGUCUUCUGCAGUCGUCGUCACCAUGUCUGAUCGCAGAGAGCGUCAAGCUCUGCACCGACUGUGCGACUCGGUGGACGGUGCCAACUGGCGCCCGACGCUGUUCGUGGACGAGCUGACGUUGAGUCGCUAUGCCUGCUGCGUGUGCCACGUCGUUCCGAGCAUCACGGUAGUGUUGCCCUGCUCGCACGCCCUGUGCGAGCAGUGUGUGAUGGGGUGCGUCGACGAAAAUGGCGGAAGCGUCUGCCCUCUGGACGCCGAGCCCUUCUGCGAAGACGAGUGCCAGAGGUCGCAGCUUCCUCCCAGGAAGAAGCAGCACCUGAAGGCUCACUGCUGGAAUGAGGCUGAUGGCUGCCACUUUGUAGGCACCCCCGAGGCCGUACUUUCGCACUACGACGGAGAAUGCGCCUUCCACACCGUCCAGUGUCGACGCUGCGAACGAAGGAUACUGCGCACAGUCAUUGCAGCACACUAUGUUGCCGGGACAUCAGCCAUGCAGUCAGUGGCUUCGAGAUUACUCUUCAACGUGGAAUGGAAAGUGCCGAGACGAACACCUGCACGAUGGUCACUCAACAACUGA